Messenger RNA from Daktulosphaira vitifoliae (grape phylloxera), 1597 nucleotides. RefSeq lists its product as uncharacterized. The record is from RefSeq and is a predicted model, not a curated record. The coding region runs from base 112 to 1473 and encodes 453 amino acids. NCBI's taxonomy places the organism in Eukaryota, Metazoa, Arthropoda, Insecta, Hemiptera, Phylloxeridae. The transcript is spliced from 5 exons.
GAUUAAUGUUGGGAAAUUAUUUCAACAUUCUAGUUAGUUCAGCGUGACAAUAUAGAUUGAACACAGCUCUGCGAUGAAUUUAUAGACAAAAUGUAAGCCAGGCCAUAUACUAUGAUUCUCAUAAUUUUAAUACUCCUUUGGUGUGGGCAUGAGGUUGAAUUAGUAAGUGUGCAAUCUCAUAACAUUACAGUUGACACGAACCAAACAGACGCCAAAGUUUCCACCGGUCGUGACGCAAAGAGCAAUGACAGUAUGUCAACCAAUACAAACUAUUACGGAGUACAAUUUUACACUCCACCAUUGAUCCAUCAAGAUUUAUUGACUCCUUCUGUGUACACUCAACCGGUACGACCCUCUAUAUAUCAACGCCACGGAGAUCCUCUUCAGCAAUUACACCAAGAACAUCAGCAGCAUAGUACAACACCAGACUCUCAUCCAAUAUUAAUUAAUCCGUUGAUUUAUGACGAACCAGUGACAAAAAUAUAUCCACAAAAACCUAGUUCUGCUGUAGCUCGAACUAUCAAGUACACCGAACCGGGACCUGGUAGUGGAUACCGACUGCCAUUCGUUUCUGAUGAAACGUUAAAUUACGAUAGUUUACCGAGACUUCAUUUCGCUCAGCAAUACCAAACUAAGCCAUUAGCUCCAGCACCAACACCGAUACAUCAAUAUAUAUUUCAACAACACACCAAGCCCAUAAUACCUUUCAAUCAUCCAUUGAAUCACAAAGUACCGCGACGUUAUUUUUACAAUGGUGACAUUCAGCUUACAAAUAUUCCACUUGUUUAUACGAUGCCUGUACCGCCAGCUUUAGAACCUGCCGAAUACGAUCUCGUCACUCGAUUCAAUCAGCUAUUGAAACAACGAGAACGUGAUAAGAAUCUGAAUGACGAAGAAGAUAAAGAAGAAGAAGAAGAGAAACCUAUUACAAAUAAAAAAAAAAAAUCAAAAAAAAAGAAGAAGAAAAAAAAGAAACCUACUCCACAACCUCCAGACGAAGAAGAAUUGGAGGAGGAGACAGAAAACACACAAGAAAAUCAACAGCAAGAUGAACCAUCUGAACAGGGAGAACAAGAAGAACAGGAAACCAAAAAUGUAGUUCUUAAUGAAGAGGUUUUUAAACCCCCAGAAAUCACAGCAGAUCAAAACGAAGACCAUAACUUACAAAACAUCGAAGAAACCGAGAAUUCAAUGAUUCAACACUUCAAUGAAGAUUUAAGCUUUCAAGAUGGUACUGGUGAACGAGUAGAGUUUCAGAUGCAUGGAAUUGAAGGUCCUGAUUCAUAUAAAUUUGGCUUUGAUACCGGAAAUGGAAUAAAUAGACAGUUUCGGUAUGAAGAGAGAGACGCAAAUGGUCAUGUUCGUGGUCAUUACGGAUACCGUGACGGAGAUGGGAAAUUACAAAUAUAUAACUACACAUCUCAUCCAGAAUUUGGAUUCCAAUCACAAAAAGUUGAAACUCUCGAAUCGUGAAUAAUCUUUCCAAAACAACAUUAUGAUAAUAAUUAUUAAAAUAUUGUACAUUAAUAUAAAUAAACAUGGAUAAUUAUAUAAUAAUACAACCAUUUUUCCAUGGUCAUCGAUCCUCUCCAUUUUC